Pelmatolapia mariae (spotted tilapia) is the source of this 4729-nucleotide messenger RNA. RefSeq names its product glycerol-3-phosphate dehydrogenase 2 (mitochondrial) (gene gpd2). The record is from RefSeq and is a predicted model, not a curated record. The transcript is spliced from 17 exons. Gene Ontology annotation, biological process: glycerol-3-phosphate metabolic process. Lineage: Eukaryota; Metazoa; Chordata; Actinopteri; Cichliformes; Cichlidae. Gene Ontology annotation, cellular component: mitochondrion; glycerol-3-phosphate dehydrogenase (FAD) complex. Bases 123 to 2306 code for a protein of 727 amino acids. Gene Ontology annotation, molecular function: glycerol-3-phosphate dehydrogenase (quinone) activity; calcium ion binding.
CUGGUUGUAGCUGUCAAGCGCUCACUCAGGCUACGGUUUGGAUAGCUACCGAUGCCCCCAGUCGCCGCCCUGCAUCGCCCCGAGCGACUUUUAUCCAGCCACGAAGCACCAAGUCCUGGCCGAUGGCGUUCAGGAGGGCUCUGAAACGGACGGCCCUUGUAGGUGGCGGGGCAGUCGCCACGGCGUUUGGCCUGUCACAGCUGAUCGAGUACAGAAAGACACAGGCUCGGUUGGCCCAAGUGGCGGCAGAAGCAGAGCUGAAGGUUCCCUUCGUCGAUGAGCUCCCCUCUCGGCAGGCCCAGCUCGCAGCGCUGACAAACACAGAGGAGUUCGACGUUCUGGUUGUCGGAGGAGGGGCCACGGGGGCAGGAUGUGCCUUAGACGCUGUCACACGCAACCUUAAGACUGCUCUCGUCGAGAGAAGCGACUUCUCUUCUGGCACGAGCAGCCGAAGCACCAAGCUCAUCCACGGUGGAGUCCGCUAUCUGCAGAAGGCCAUCAUGAAGCUGGACUAUGAGCAGUACAUGAUGGUGAAAGAGGCCCUCCAUGAGCGAGCCAACCUGCUGGAGAUUGCACCUCACCUGUCUGCGCCGUUACCCAUCAUGCUUCCUGUUUACAAAUGGUGGCAGUUGCCUUACUACUGGGCAGGGAUCAAGAUGUACGACCUGGUGGCGGGGAUCCAGUGCCUGAAGAGCAGCUACGUCCUCAGCAAGAUGAAGGCCUUGGAGCUCUUCCCCAUGCUGAAGAAGGACAAGUUGGUGGGGGCCAUCGUGUACUACGACGGUCAGCACAAUGAUGCCCGUAUGAACCUGGCCAUCGCCCUCAGUGCCGCCCGCUACGGCGCCGCCAUCGCAAACUACACCGAGGUGAUUCACCUGCUGAAGAAAAAGGACCCACAGAGCGGCAGAGAGAAGGUGUGCGGUGCCCGCUGCAGGGACGUCAUCACAGGGCAGGAAUUUGACGUGAGGGCCAAGUGUGUGAUCAACGCCACCGGGCCGUUCACAGACGCUCUGAGGAAGAUGGACAACCAGGAGGCCUCGAACAUCUGCCAGCCCAGUGCUGGAGUUCACAUCGUCAUCCCCGGAUACUACAGUCCUGACAACAUGGGUCUCCUCGAUCCAGCCACCAGCGAUGGUCGUGUCAUCUUCUUCCUGCCGUGGGAGAACAUGACCAUCGCCGGAACGACCGACACCCCCACUAGCGUGACAGCCCACCCAAUCCCAGGGGAGGACGACAUCAACUUCAUCCUGAGGGAGGUCCGCAAUUAUCUCAGCCCUGAUGUAGAAGUGCGUCGAGGAGACGUGUUGGCAGCAUGGAGCGGCAUACGUCCCCUAGUGACCGACCCCAGCUCCAAAGACACCCAGUCCAUCUGCAGGAACCACAUCGUCAGCAUCAGUGACAGCGGACUGGUCACAAUCGCUGGUGGGAAAUGGACCACCUACAGAUCUAUGGCUGAAGAGACCCUGGACGCAACAAUUAAAGCCCACAGCCUCUCAGCUGACUCCUGCAAGACUGUUGGUCUGAUGCUGGAGGGAGCCAAGGGGUGGACGCCGACCCUUUACAUCCGCCUAGUGCAAGAUUACGGCCUGGAGAAAGAGGUCGCUCAACACCUGGCCUCCACGUAUGGGGGAAGGGCAUUCGACGUUGCCAAAAUGGCUCAGGUCACCGGGCAGAGAUGGCCGAUCGUCGGGAAAAGAUUGGUGUCUGAAUUCCCGUACAUCGAGAGCGAGGUGCUAUAUGCGAUUAAGGAGUACGCCUGCACCGCCAUUGAUGUCAUCGCCCGGCGAACUCGCCUGGGCUUCCUGAAUGUACAGGCGGCUGACGAGGCGCUCCCACGUAUCGUCCAGAUCAUGGGCAAAGAACUGGACUGGAGUCAGGAGAAGAGGACGGAGGAACUCGAGGCAGCGAGGAAGUUCCUGUACCAUGAGAUGGGCUACAGGUCUCGCUCUGAGCAAAUAACCAAGACGUCUGAGAUCAACCUGGACAACCAUGAAGUAGCCAGGUACAAGAAGCGUUUCCAUAAGUUUGACAAAGAGAGCAAAGGAUUCAUCACCACUGUUGACGUCCAGCGAGUUUUACAGAGCAUCAGUGUGCACAUUGAUGAAAACGCGCUCCAUGAAAUCCUUAAUGAGGUGGACCUCAACAAGAACGGACAAGUCGAAAUUGAUGAAUUCCUGCAGCUGAUGAGCGCCGUGAAGAAGGGACACGUGUCGGACAGCCGCCUGGCCAUUCUGAUGAAAACUGCAGAGGAGACUCUGGAUCAGAGGGAACCGGUGUCGGUGGACCGAAGCGGGGGCGGAGUCUGAGUCGGAAGCCAAAAAACCCCCCAUAAAAAACAACCUUUAAAGGUGGUGAUGACACAAAAAAAAGAUGCAAAUAGAGGUAUUUGAAUGACAAUAUUGCAAUCAAGCAUGCAGCCGGAUGAAUUUGGCCAAAUCAAGCACUCCUGUGUGUUUUGGGUGAAACAGUAUCUAAUGAUUGAGGCUGAGAUGUGUCUGUUUAUUUCAUCUGUUAUGUCCAAAGUCUUAACAUCUGGUGCCUCAGACCACACACACAAUGUUUUAUACUGUCUUUUUAUGCAGCACUUUUAAUACUUUGACGUUCUCUUUGUCCAGCACUCCUUGAUUGACGCUGAUUAUUGUGUAAAUACCAUCUUCAGGUGGCUUUGCUUUACGCUACACAAUUUACAGAUAAAUGUGAAGUUUCCUAGAAAAAGAAGAAAAAAAGCAAUUUGGUUCCAAGUAUUUGGUUCCAAGAAAACAGAGCGCUUCAUUUACGUUUCUCAGAAAUAAUCAUCCUCUUCAAGUUUUAUUAAUAAGUGAAAAAAGAUUUUAGCAGCUGCUUGAGGAAGAUGCUUUCACCUUUUACCUUCUAGCUGUUGUUUAGUCAUCGUACGUUAGCUGUAUCAGUCAACUCGUAUAUGACUAAAUGGUCGACAGGAUGCGGGCAGCAGAAUAAAAAGAAAAGAGAACUUUAAUGUGCCACUUCAGCCAGAAAAGGCGAAUAUGCGAGGCUGAAGAUGAAGAAAGCGGGUAUUUGGUAAUUGUAGUGGCAAUUUAAACCAGUUUUGCUACCGAGGCGCUGCCAGAGACGUUUAAUUGGUGAGGUCUUGAUUGUCCGUUUCUAAAGUUAUAGUUCAGCUGGGGCAAAGUGUCCACAUGAAUCAAAUACAAUCAAACAAAAUCCAUUUGUGUAUCCAAUAUAUAUCCAUUAAAAGUAGAGGGGGAAGAAUCGAUACAUUGUAGUAUCACGGCAUUUUGUGUGCUGAUAUUGUAUCGAUACAGGGAGACCAAACAUCUGUCCUACGGAAAUAUUUAUAGCAGAUUUUAGUGACAACUUUAUCUUAUUGUUCAAAGCAUACUGAUAUUGACAGAUAUUGAGGACAUAAUUAGUGAUAGUUUGUCACUGCUGUAAUUAAUUUAGUUUUAUUUAUUAGUUUUAAUUUAGUUUUACAUAGCGCAAAAUCACAAGAACGGUAUUUUAUACUGUAAACACUCUAUAAUCCAUCUAAUAAUCCAGUCACCAAUCAAACGACCCCCUAUGAGCAAGCACUUGGUGACAGUGGAAAGGAAAAACUCCCUUUCUAACAUGAAAAAAAACCUUGGCUAGCUUGGCUUAGCUUAGCAUCAACUCUUGAAAAGGUGGAAAAGGCUAGUUUCUGUACUUCCAAAGCUCCUUGUUUAUUCUGGAGAUUUUUAUUUGCGCAAAACUCCAAGUUAAAGAUGUAGACUUGACUUUUUUCACAUGGAUGAACUGUUUUAGGCAGGAGAAUUUUUUAAAUUUAUUUUAUAACUGUCGCCAUCAAAUAAGGACAAAAGUCACCUCCAGCUUUUUGUAAAACUGGGCCUUUUAGCAUAAGAGCCUUUAACAUAAUGUAGUGUUUAAAUGGAGGCACUCUUUUUUUAAAAAGCCAGUUUUUAUUUUAAUUAGCACCAAAUUUCCUUUUUAAAAAAAACAAUUUUUCUUCAAGGAAACUUCCUGGUAGGAAAUGUUGGACCUUUAGACAAAACCUCAGUGAUGGUUUCUGCGUGUCCUCUCUGAUCUGAGCACGUUAAAAGCACAAGUCAGGUGACGUUAAGCAUAUUUAAAGUAUUUCUUCAGCCAGGUUUUUGGGUUUUUUUCCUCUCAGAUGAGUUAUUUUUAGGCUCAUCUGGGAUCUGCUGUGUUUUCCAUCUAUUGCACUACUUCCACUACUGAGGUUUACAUGACGAGGUUUCCAUCUUCAGCACAACUGUUUGAGGAAGCUGUCACUCUGAUCUCCUCGUGUAUAUUUUUUAUAAUUAUUUAUUCUUUUUUUUUUUUAUCCGUGUCGUUCUGCUCUUUCAGAGAUUAAACAGGAAAUUAUAAAAACAGGAUUUCAAAGGAACUAUGAGUUAUUUUUACUGGCUAUAAGAUUGAAGUUUGUUUUGUUUCUGUGCUUGAGGUCGAGAGCAAAGACCUGAAUUAACGCUGUAUUAACGCACAUCCACCAAACUGUUGUGUAAUCCUGCAUGUAAGCUGAUGAUUUUUUUAAUCAUGUAUCUGACAGAAAUGAGAUGUUUUUAAGUGUGGCAUGCUUCGUGUGCAGACUUUGUCUGAGUGCAGUCGAAAGACAGUUCACUGUAUGAAUGUAUGAUGUGCCUUGUUCUGCCUAUAAUAUGACACUCAGUCUUCUUUUUCACAAAGCUACAUGAGUUAAACAUUAACAGGAAAACAUGUUGAGAAUGUAAAGACAUUUAUAAAACAUUUA